AUGGCAUAUCCAAUUGUCUGGCAAAUAGAAGAUGUUUUCUAUCCUCUUAUUUCAGCCAUUGGUGUUCCUGUUAACUUGGUGGCAAUUAUCAUCCUGUCCCGAGGAAAGUGUGGUCUGUCCAGGUGCCUCACUUGGUACUUGAUUGGAAUGGCAGUGGCUGAUCUCCUUGUUGGUGUCUUUGAUGCCAUAUUUUGUUUCACUGUUCCAAUUUAUUUACCAAAUUCAUUCGCAAGACUUACUCCCAUGUGCAGUCUUUUUUCUGCCCUGGCAUCAGCAGCCACAGUGAUUUCUGUCUGGUUCACAGUCAUAUUCACUUUUGAUCGAUUUGUGGCCAUUUGCUAUGAGACAUUGAAAACAAAAUUUUGCACUGAGAGAACUGCAGCAGUAUUGCUAGGGACGGUGACUGUGCUGGGCUGCCUGGAAUCUCUACCCUGGUAUUUUGCAAAUGACUCAGAAUACAUUAUUGACAAUAUUGAAUGGGGUUGCAUCAGUGAAUCGAGUUAUUUUACAUCCCCUGCAUGGGCUGCAUUUGAAAUCAUCAACUACAUUUUAACCCCUAGUGUGCCAUUCUUUCUGAUCUUGCUGUUCAAUGUGCUGACUGUCAGACGUAUUUUAGUGAGCAGUCAAAUCCGCAGGUGUCUGCGUGGCCAAAGAAGUGGAGAGAAGCACAAAGAUGUGGAGUUGCAAAACCGGCAGAAGUCCAUCACUUUGCUGUUCAGUAUAUCGAGCAGUUUUGUGCUUUUGUGGAUGACCCGGCUUCUGUUCAGUAUUUAUGGACGAAUUGUAGAUAUCCGAUAUUACUUCUACUCCGACAAAGACCCUUACUUUAUCACAGAUCGCACAGCGAAGAUGCUGCAAGUGCUCAGCUCCUGCACCAACACGUUUAUUUAUGCUGUGAGCCAGGCUAAAUUCAGGAAAGAGCUGAAGAAUUCAGUGAAAUACCCCUUCGAGCAAAUCAAUAAAUUAUGGAACAGGUUGAAGAGUUUGAAACAUGUGAAUUAA
Molecule: messenger RNA, 1002 nt
Organism: Rhincodon typus (whale shark)
Lineage: Eukaryota; Metazoa; Chordata; Chondrichthyes; Orectolobiformes; Rhincodontidae
Product: probable G-protein coupled receptor 139
Exons: 2
Coding region: 1-1002 (333 amino acids)
Biological process (GO): G protein-coupled receptor signaling pathway
Cellular component (GO): membrane
Molecular function (GO): G protein-coupled receptor activity
Source: RefSeq, a predicted model, not a curated record